This is a messenger RNA of Grus americana (Whooping crane), 9883 nucleotides long. RefSeq names its product FA complementation group M (gene FANCM). The coding region runs from base 4613 to 9769 and encodes 1718 amino acids. Gene Ontology annotation, biological process: replication fork reversal; interstrand cross-link repair; double-strand break repair via synthesis-dependent strand annealing. The transcript is spliced from 20 exons. Gene Ontology annotation, molecular function: four-way junction helicase activity; ATP binding; nuclease activity. The record is from RefSeq and is a predicted model, not a curated record. NCBI's taxonomy places the organism in Eukaryota, Metazoa, Chordata, Aves, Gruiformes, Gruidae.
UCUAUGAAAUGGAACAUAUCAAAUGUAUUUGACUAAUAGGGACACUGUGUGGUUUGCAUGCUGCUUAUGUUUGCCAUUGUCUGUCGUCUCGCCCUUCGGAACAAGGAGGGCUCAAAGUACUGUCUAAUGUGUCAUCACUUCUGAUCUGAGCGCUCUCAUCUUGGUGGGGGAUCAUUAUGUGAGGGAGAGUGUUAACAGUUGAGUGUUGUAGAAGAACUCUAAGCACCUGCAUGCUUGCUUACCAAUACUGAGAUGGAACUGAAAUGUGCUGUGACUUUUUGAACGAUUCUCACAUUUUGUAAGAAAUUAAAUAGCAAACCUGUUACCGAUUUCUAGAUGUAGUGACAUUAGCAAUCAUCUAGUCUGUAUUAAUUGUUACACUUCCCAGCCAAGCUCAAAUAGAGCAAAUAUAUUCUACUUGUGUAUAUAUAAUACCAGCAUAUUUUAGUACUUCUCCUGUAGUUUUGUAAUUUAAAUACGAUUGGAUUAGGUGUAUUUGCAACUAUGGUUGCCUUGACAUCAAUUCUAGCUGCAGUUCACAAAUAAAUUCUGCUUCGAAGAUGAUCCCUGACAAACAAGCUUGGAAACUCUGGAUAUAAGGUUAGUCUUAAGAACAGAAAGCCUCUCCUGCAAAAGAGUUAUCCCUUGCCUUUCAAAGCUGAAGUAAUAUAGGCAUUUGUGUACUUUGGUAGAGGGUUAGAAACUUAAUUUUUAUGUACAGUGUUUGAAAGUCUGGAUGUGAAUUUCUGCCAUACCACCUCAUGGUAUAUAUCAGACAUGCAAGAAAAGGACUAAAGUUUUGACUGAAAUAAGAGCCCUUAGCUUGGGUGUCUUAAGUGCCUCAGUAUCUUAAGUGGAAAAGGCAGGAUGAUGGGGGAAGAGAUUAUUAUCCAUGUUUCAGAGAACAGGAGAAUUAACUUGGCCUAGGUCACUCAGUAAAUCUGUAGCUGAGCUGGGAAUCAAACCUACAUCCCCUGGCAUCCAGUGCAGGGGUUUUAGCUAAGUUUUAGCUUUAAGAUUACUUGAAAUAGCAAAGAUCCCUUUAAAAAAGGGGAGAAAGCUACAGUUUAGUUAAUUUUAAACAUUGUUUUUAAAUAUUAUUGGUAAACAUUUAAAAUGAAAGUUAGAACUGACAUGUAAAAUUGAUCUCUCUGGAGGCUGAGAGAAAAAUAAAAGUAGAUUAGACAUUCAGCAGUGAAUUUUCCAUAGAGCAGUCAAGAAUUAGGAAAUAUUUUAGGACAUUAGAAAUGUUAACUCUAUUUUUAGAUUCCUUUAUUGAUAACUGUGGGGUUUUUUUUCCUUCCAUAUUAAUGCAUAGGGUAGGGAUUACAACUAAUUAAAUCUUUGCAGGAGUGUUUUUCUUCAGUUCAUGAAUCCAUGCCUGUCAGGCAUGACAGUAUAACGUAUGGAUUAUAAAUAUCUUAACCUGGACAAUACUUAGGUUAUACUGCCCAAAAGCAAGUGAGCUGCUUAACAUGCUGUGUGUCAGUCCAACCUUGCAAACUCGAAUACUGGUAUGACAAACCAAGGCAAGAUGAGCUGUAGCAGUGUAGUUGGGUAAAGGCUUGGUUUAAUUAAGUUUCCAAAUUGUGAUUCCAAUUGCUACUAUAGGCAGGUAUUGUGAAAGAGGCAAAUCUUUACCAGAAGAUUUAAAUAGAUAAGGCACAUUUGACGAGACUUCUGCACAGCAGCAAGAUUGAACAGUAUUUAAAUUAUUGCGUGCCUUAAUCUGUGUCUGAUCAGACCUGCUGGGAGCGUCACUGAAAUGAGAUGUACUUGUCAGCUGCGUCUUCAAAUAAUGUACAUGCAUACAAAAUUUUGUCAUGAGUGGAGGAGGCAGGCUGCGUAAUGCUGGGGACCAAAGCCUUCCUGCUGGAACGAGCCACUAGAGGUGCACCUUGGAGGGAGGCAUUGGAAAACAGCUCUGGGAGGUGUUGCGAAGCAGGGUCAGGGCUGGGCUCCAUCCCUGGGAUGAUGGAGACUCUGUAGUCCUUCCCUGCAUGCUUCCCUCAACGGACAGAUGUUCUGGUCGUGCAGCAGCCUCUGUACCGGCAGAGCCUUGCUGUGCAUUGGAGCUGAUGGAAAACCACCUGCAAUUUCCGAUCUACAGUGUGAUCUGCAGCCUAGGUACUUGACCUCAGAGCACACUGCUUUGUACACUAUCUUUUAAAAACUUUAAGCUUUGGCAAGUAGAUGGUUUUGAUGGGUAGCAACUUUCCUGAGCUUGCUUAUUAAUGAAUGCUCUUGUAUUGAAAUUAGAAUUGAGAAAUUUAAAAAACUAACUGCUGUAGCAUGUUUUCUGCUUCUACUGGGACUAGACAAAAUGGAGUUUUCAAGCCAAGAUAGUUAGAUUAUUCCUUCCUGCACCUUUAAUUUUCUUUUACCAUUUUGUUGCAAGGUUUGGCACAGGCCAGUCAGUACAUAGGAUUAAAAUCUUGUUAACAGUGGUAAAUUGAUAUGCCAGCCAUAUACAUCUGUUGUUCACAUCUCACAAAAUCUUAAGUUUCUUAGAAGGCUUACAGUGUUCCUGCUACUCUUUAGAGGUGCUAACAAAAGCUACGAAACAAGUCAUCAUUUUGAAAGGUGUAUUGUCACCAUAGAAGAAAACAGGUGUCAAAGCUUGUGCCAGUCCAGAACUAUUGAUGAGAGGGAUGGUAUUGUUGUUAUGCUGCAGACUUGAGGCUCAAGUACACUUUAGCUGACUGGACACUAACAUGGGUAUUAACAGUUAACUUGAUCUUUGAAUGGACCAUGUAAACUAGUCCAGCAAACUCUCUUAGGCUGCUCUAGUUGGGAUGCAGUCUGCUCUUGACAUAUAGCCCUGGACAGUAUCUGAAGAAAAAUCUUCUGGUUAGAUUUUUGUAACAUUUGCUUAGCUUUACAAAGUAAACUUUUUAUAACACAGUAACUGAAGUGUGGUAAAAGACUACUUUUGAUGUAUUUCAUAGAUCCUGCCUAAUAAAUCUUAGUGAAACAGGGCAUUGAAAUUCCUGUGUAUCAGAAUACCAGAUACUUCUGUGGGAAUGAAUCUUUUCUGCUAUACAGAGCUCCUCUUAAGGAGGAACUUAGCAUCCAUGUGUUCACAGCUCACUCGUGCAUGCCUUAAAUAGGGAGCCCCUCUGUGUCCCUGGGGAGGCAGAAGCCAUCAGCUUUGAAGCACUGGUGACAGACGCAAACCUGGAGAGCACAAAGUAUGGGAUGAUGGCACUGCUGGCACAGGACAGCCAAGAGCCCCUCUAAGGGGGCAGUGAGGACAAGGCAAGCCAGAGAACUCUGUUCUGACUGACCUUGCCUGUCAUUUAGUACCUGAAGGGGCAUAAUUCAUUGUUAAAACAUUCGGAAGAUGAGACUUCUAGGCAUGACUUGAAAAGGAGGUUGUACCCUCUUUGCUGUGUUGGAAUAUAGAAAAGGUUUUUAAAUAACAGUUGUUUCAUUUUAGUAGUGUCUAGUGCAGUCUGUUGUUCAAGGUUUUGCUGCUUCCUGUCCUCUUAGAAGGUGAUUUAUCUAGACAGUAGAGAUGCUAAAGACCUCUCUACUUCUCUAUGCAGGACAGUGUGGAUGAGUUUAAGUUUCUGAAUGAGCUACGUUUGCAGUUACUCCCUGCUGUUUGUUAUGAGUUAUCUGACUUGUUACAAUCUUUCAGAUUCUUUAGUCUUUCUUAAAAUUGAAAAUAAAUAUCUUAAUAAGAUAAGCCUGGGAGGCUUACUGUCCAAAAGCAAAGUCGACCCUUUUAUUUAUUCUGUGCCAUCUUUCAAUUCAACCAUCUUUCUUUCAAGAACUAACCUCUUGGAUAGCUACAGUAAGGAGAUAUUCUUAAGAAGAAUGCUUUUGCAGGUAGAUAAUUUUUAAUUAAGACCGAAAACUUGCAUCUGUCCUCUUUUAGCAUAAAUAGGUCAAUCCACCACUACUGCAGCUGCUUCUCUAAGUUAGAAAAAACUUUUGAAUCGCCCUGUGCAAAGCUUUAGCUCGGACUUUCUGCGGACGGAACUGCGGGUGGGCGUUUCUUGCCGUUUGUCACAGCUCCUCCAGCCCUCCCUCCCCCGGAGGCAGCCCGGUUGCAGGUGCUGGCACCGAGCGUACCCACCCCACCGCUGUGCCGGUGGCCCGGCUGCGGCCCGGCCGAGGGGCGGCUGGGGAGAUGAAGGGGGCGCUGGGGCCCCUGCUCCUCUCGGCCCUGCCCCACACCCUCUCUAGGGGGGCCAGCCCCGGGGACAGGUUCCCUCCGGGCUCUCCGGAGAAGGGAGAGGUUUGCCAUGGCACCGCUCCGGUCCCCGCGUGAAACGCGUGCGGGGGCUCCCACGGGGGAACUCACCGCCAGCAUCGGAAACGCACCCGGAGCUGCCGGGAGGGACACCCUGCAACUGAAGGUCAGGAAUGACCAGGAAGGUUACGGUACCAGCCGGUGCUAGAAACAUUUGCUGGACGCCUGAUUAAAAUAGGAGUUUUAGCAAGGCGGGAUAUUCCCAAGCUUACAAAGUACCAGAUAAUUCUAGCAAGAGAUCAAUAUAGAAAAAACCCUUCCUCACAAAAUGUGGGAAUACAUCAAGGCAUAAUUGAAGGAGAUUUUGCACUUUGUAUCAGUUUAUAUCAUGGUUAUGAGCUGCUGCUGCAAAUGGGAGUACGGUCAUUAUUUAUCUACCUUUUUGGAAUUAUGGAUGGAUCAAAAGGGUUAACCCGUACGAAGAAUGAACUUGGUCGUAAUGAGGAUUUCAUGAAGCUAUAUCAGCAGCUUAGAGACAUGUUUUCAGACACAUCUCUGGCUUCAGCGAAUGAAAAUGUUUACAAGAGUGAAACAGUGUUUGAAAAUAAAAAGAAAUUCAUCUACAGCCAUCCAAAAUUAAAGAAAUUGGAGGAAAUUGUAAUAGAACACUUCAAAUCCUGGAAAAAGGGAUGUUCUAAAACAGAUCAAGUCACAACUGAAAGCACAUCUGUGGACACUGUGGAUACCAGAGUGAUGAUCUUCUCAUCAUUUCGGGAUAGCGUGCAAGAAAUUGCAGAAAUGCUUUCCCGGCUCAGUCCAGUUGUUAGAGUAAUGACGUUUGUUGGCCACUCCACUGGAAAGAGCACAAAAGGCUUCACGCAAAAGGAACAACUUGAGGUGGUAAAACGCUUUCGUGAAGGUGGGUAUAACACUCUGGUCUCUACCUGUGUCGGGGAAGAAGGCUUAGACAUCGGAGAAGUCGAUCUCAUCAUCUGCUUUGACGCUCAGAAAAGUCCAAUUCGCCUUGUGCAGAGGAUGGGCCGAACGGGGCGCAGGCGGCAGGGCAGGAUCGUUGUCAUCCUCGCCGAAGGGCGGGAGGAACGGACUUACAAUCAAAGCCAGUCUAACAAAAGGAGCAUCCACAAAGCUAUUUCAGGAAACAAAAUGCUUCGUUUUUACCAGCAUAGCCCACGUAUGGUUCCAGAAGGCAUAAAUCCGAAGUUGCAUAAAAUGUUUAUUACUGCUGAAAAAUACGAACCAAGUAAUUCAAGAAUGCUUUCCAAAGAGAGAAGAUCUAGUUCCCUCCAGCAUAAAUCUGCUCUCUUUUCCUGUGUCACUGGCCAAAAGCAAAUACGCUGUCAUGAGAACUGGUCUCUGUCGCCUGAGGAGUUUGAAAUAUGGGACAGACUUUACAGGAUUAAGAAAAGUGAUGGAGUAAAGGAACCGAUAUUGCCUCAAAUUCAGUUUGAAACCUUAGAAAACCUGGAAGAAAUAUCAAAGCAUGAGGAGGAGGCAACUCACGAGCUUUCCUUGUCUGAAUGGAGAAUUUGGCAGAAUCGUCCUUUUCCUACAUCUGUGGUUGAUCACUCAGAUCGUUGUUACCAUUUUAUCAGUGUUAUGGAAAUGAUAGAACUGAUGAGGCAUGAACAGGGAGAUUGCAGCUAUGAACUGGAGGUUCAUCCUCACUUACAUACUGAAGACGUUAAUAUUCAAAGGAAUAAAAGUCAUCUUUCCAUGACCAACUCCACAUUUAAUCAGAAAGCCUGCUCAUCUAGAAAAGAUAUGGCACACAGAGCAAAAGUAAAACCAUUUUUACCUGAUACAAAUGAUAAUGGGAGUGAAUUCUUUUCCACAUUUAAAAUAACAAAAACAAAGACUCCCAAAAGAAAUUCCAGAUUAAAUGUUGAAGUGCCUGAGUUGCCUACAGAUAGUAAUACUUCGGCUUCCUGCUCAGCAAGAAGGCUUGCUGAAGAAAGUACUGACCAGGGCAGUCAAAAGGAUGAGGAACUAGAGGUGACAUUUGACUUAAAUGAAUUUAUUGACCUAUGUGACGACAGUGAAAGUACUCUAGUUCAUGAAAGUGCAGGAAAGGAAUACAAACCUGUAGGUAAAGCUUGUCAAUCACUGGGGAUGAACCACAUGGAUUCGGGUUAUAGUAGCUUCACAACUGGGAAAUCACCUGCGUCGUCUGACUUGUUUUAUCUUCCUGAAUCAUACGUGGAUUCAUUUGCGCUUGUGAGACCAUCUGAGGAGCCUUCUUGGUUAAAAGGAAUAUUUUCCCGUGUAAAAAGGUUUUUAUCACAGUCUCCUCCCUCUUUGAAUAAACUUCAUGAUUUUGAAAACAUGAUGAGAAAUGAAGAAAGAGUAUGUCCUUUUCAAAAUGUUAUUUCUGAUCGUUAUUCAGAGAGACUUCAGGACAAAGUCUUUCCCGCAUCCUCAGAAGCUGAUCCUUCACUGCCGCUCUUUGAGAAUCCUGAACUGAAAGUCACCAGUGAAUUGUGUGCUUCUGUAAGUACCCGUUUUUCAAAAACUGUAUUGUCAUCUGAGACUGCUGCUGUUAAAGCCAAAGAGGAACUUCACUGGAAUGACAGCUUUGAUAGUCUGUUUGACAAUGAAGAAUUCACUGAAAUUCAAAAGAAAACUCCAACAAUAAAUCACACUCUGACAAAUACCCCUUCAAAUAAGGAUUUUGUUCAAGAAGAUAAAGAUCUUGAAAUGAACAAGAAAAGUGUAAUUAUUGAUGAAGAGAAGAGUAUACAUUUCUUUGAAGAUGACCACAUUUGUGACACAAAUAAUGAAAGUUUUUCUAUGAGCAACAAGCAUUUAGUCAAGUCAGAUUCAGGUGAGAAUGUUGUUAGGCCAGUUGCAGAGCGAGGCUCCGAGUGGAUUCCUUCAGAGGUGUGCUGCGUGAACGCUGACAAAACCUGCAAGGAGCAGCCAGUAAGCCGUCAAACCACAACCAUGGAGAUGUCGGGUGAUGUGAGCAUGACCGAGCAGUUUCUGGAUAGUGAUGAUCUUUAUGACUGUUCUCAAGAACUGUUUUCUGUUAACUUUGAUCUGGGAUUUUCCGUUGAAGAGUGUGAGAACGAAAUCUUUGAAGAAGCUAUAAAUACUAAUAAAAGCAGAAAAUUAAAUGGUGCCUCAGGGAGUCCUGCAAGUGUUAAAUCCAGUGAAGAUAAAAAAAAUUUACUGAAUAGCUCCAGACUUGAAACAUCGCCAAAACAGGUUUGCGAAAGUCUUGAGAAAAGAGACAUUUCCACACCAUUGCCAUUCCAGAGUAGGAGCAGGAGUGGUAGAGAAGGGGCUGCGGAUCCUACCACUGCAGUGCCUUUCCUGAGGUCAGGAGACAGAAGAACGGGAAGUGCAUCACCUAGAGCUUUGGCUUCUGCACUCUCUACCCCAACAAGUAGAAAGGUUGUGAAUACUGAAUCUAUCAGAAGAAAUCCUAUGAAAGUCUUCUCUAGUACCAAGGAGGAAAUUCCAGAGGUGCCUCUUACAGAUGAAGUAAAUUCAAGCCCACAUAGGCAGAACUUUGGGCGUUCAGCCACGGAUGCUCUUGAUUCCCUUUUAGGAAGGACUGAAAACCUGGAAGACACCAACCUUCAUAGUUCACGUGUGUUUCUUGCUGAAGGAACCAGCAGCGAGAGCGAAGAAGAGAUCGUUUUCCAGAGAAAAAAUAGGAAAAAAAAGAACGUUUUGAAGUCUCCUGAUGUAAAUGACAGUGAUUUUGAAUCGCCAAUUCGUGCCAUCAGAAAACGUCGACACCCGCCUAACAUGUCAGACAUGUCCAGUGAUGACAGCAUGGAUUUCCACAAGACUUCAAGUAGGACCACAAAUAGCAGCUCAGCAGCCCCUAACAAAAAGCAGCUGACAAGUACGAAACGGCAAAAGGUCAAGAGCAAUUUUACAUACAAGAAAGCAGCAAGACAGUUUUUAGAUGAAGAAGCUGAGCUGUCCCAGCAAGAUGCAGAUGGCAUUUCAUCUGAUGAGAGUGACGAUGCAGAGAACGAGCUGAACUCUUCACUUGCUCAAUUCCUGAACGAUGAUGUAGAGGUCACGCAAGUGUUAAAUGACUGUGAGAUGAAAGGAGUUUACCUGAAAUCUGUGCGUAGUCCAGCUCUUGGCAAUAGAUACAAAAUGGUUCAUCGUGAAUUCAACAGCAUGGCGAUUUUCUCACAGAUUCCUGAGCAAGACCAGACUUACGCAGAAGACAGUUUCUGUGUCAGAGAGGAGGAAGAGGAAACUUGCCAAGAAAGUGGAUCUAGUGAGGAGGAAGUGUGUGUUAAUUUUGAUCUCCUAAAUAAUGAGAGUUUUACUAGUGGAAGAAAACAAUACCUUACUCGCCGCAGAAAAAAAUUAAACCAGGCCAGGAUGGAAGAGAACUCCUCUGUCCCAGUGCGAAAGAAACCAUCCCGAAUUAUUGUUCUCAGUGAUUCCAGCGGGGAAGAAACAAGUGUCAGCACUGAGAAGCCCAAGAAAACAGACUGUUUCUGGGCAGAACAGGAAAAUACUAAGUCACCCAAGUCAUUGCCUUCAGUCUCUUCUGCACAGCGCACAAAAAUUGCUGGGGACAUCAGUGCUCAUCAGUCCGUGGAGAGUAAGAGCGAGACGCUUCUCAGCUUGAAAGCAUCAGUAUCUGAAAUGUUGGAUUUUCACCCAGAGCAUCAAGUCAGGAGCACACACUGUCCGCCAGCGGUCACUACUUCUGCUCUGGGGAAAGAGGAUCUCCAGGCUCCCACUGAGCUGGAAAGUUCUUUGAAGAGCACCUGUAGGAGCACUUCAGUUCCAUCUUGUUCUGCUUCCACAAACCCCUCUUCAGCUACAGCUCUGUUUUCACGUGACCCUCUGGAGAAAAAACCUUCACUCUGUAUUCUGGUAGACAGCCGGGAGAUCUCCUCUGGAGCGGAGGUGAUUUCUUCCCUGAAGGCAGUUCACGCAGUAAAGGUGCAGGUUUGCUCGCUGAGCAGCAGCGAUUACAUCGUGAGCAACCGCAUGGCAGUGGAGAGGAAAUUUCUGUCAGAAUUACUGAACUCUGUGAACAGGAAUAAAGUCACCCAGCGGAUCCAGCGCCUGCAGAGCAUGUUCGAGAGAGUAUGUGUGAUUGUGGAAAAGGACAGGAUUAAACCAGGAGAAACGUCACGAUUUUUCCAGAGGACGCAGUACUACGAUGGCGUGCUCUCAGCCUUGGUCCAGGCUGGGGUCCGAAUUCUUUUCAGCUCUUGCCAAGAGGAAACUGCCGGUUUGCUGAAAGACCUGGCUUUGGUGGAACAAAGGAAAAAUGCCGGCAUUUGCGUGCCAACAGAGGUGGAGGGUCACAAACGGGAAAUGCUCAACUUCUACCUGAGUGUUCCUAAUCUGAGCUACCUGGCUGCUCUCAAUAUGUGCCAUCACUUUGGGUCCGUGAAGCAGAUGGUCAACAGCUCCCCGCUGGACAUCGCCACCGGCGCCCAGGUCAGCCCGCAGAAGGCAGAGGAGAUCUACCGCUACCUCCACUAUGGUUUUGAUGUGCAGAUGCUGCCCGAGAACCUCUGUGCUAAGGGGAGAAGCAAUGGAGCUGCCAGGAGCUGAGGGAAGUGGAACUUGGGUUCCAGAGCCCCAGGCUGUUUUCUUCUAACUGCACUUUACUGAGUUUUCAUUCACUGUAAAAUAUGUAAAUAAAUCCUUGCAGAAACAUCAGGGGUU